AACUGGACUGUGACGGCGAAGUCCCAAAUUCGACAGAGCACACUACAGUGAAAGUCAGGAACAGGCACCGAAUACACUCAGCCUGUUCAACGAAUUUGUUUUGACACAGACGAGCACAAGAAUACGAAGUUUGCCACAUCCUUUGGGUUUGCCUGUCUUAUUCUUCUAUUUGGACCGAUCUUUACCCUUUCCGGACUGUCAAGCAAGGACCUUAGCUGAGAACACCGGCAAGCAUCCUUCAAGGAGACCACACUGCACUGAGAGGACAGAUAUUAGACUUUUUGGGGAAAGUCAAUGCACCCUGUCAACGACGCUGUCUUGUCCAUUCACUAGCAAACUUUAUUGACUGUUCAUCGAAGUGGUAAGCGAUUUUGCCUUCAACGACUCUUAUGUCUACAAAAAUGGAGCAGCUAUUUUAUCACGACGACUCAUUCCAUAUGCCUUACGGCCAUUCAGAUGCUGCUUUGCACGACUACAAACUCCAGAAGGAGAGUAUGAAUGUCAGUUUCGCUGAAUCUUAUAGGAACCUUAAACUACGGGCUGACACAGACCUCUACCAAGCAUCUAACCCAGACCUCAGCUCGCUCAAGCUCGCUGCUCCAGAACUGGAGAGGUUGAUCAUCCAAAACGGUAACGGUGUCAUCACUACCCCUACCCCAGGACAGUACCUCUACGGCAGGGGGAUCACCGACGAGCAGGAGGGUUUCGCGGAGGGAUUUGUCAAGGCACUUGACGAGCUUCACAAGAUGAACCAGUUGCCCCCGCCCAACGUGUCUAUUGGAGCCGGUGGUGUGACGACGUGUUCCGCAGCAGCCCCCGUCUUCGGCUCCUCCCUGCAGCCCGAGCCUCCCAUAUACACAACGCUCAACAGCUAUUGUCCCACCGCCAGCCUCUCUUCCUCCUCCAGCUAUCCCUCCACAACAAUCAGCUACCUGCCGCCGCACCCUCAGCAGAACCAGCACCAAGACGUCUCGACGCACGCCUCGCAUCCGUUCCAACACUCUCUGCCCGCAGCUGGACUGCACCCGCAACGCCUUCUGGCUUUGAAAGAAGAGCCCCAGACCGUGCCAGACAUGCACAGCAGCGACGGUUCGCCACCAAUGUCCCCGAUCGACAUGGAGAACCAGGAACGGAUAAAGGCGGAGCGCAAGAGGCUGAGGAACCGAUUGGCAGCCACCAAGUGCCGGCGGCGCAAGCUGGAGCGCAUCGCUCGACUGGAGGACAAAGUGAAAGUCCUGAAGUCGGACAACGCUGGAUUGUCCAAUACGGCAUCGGUGCUGCGGGAACAAGUCGCCCAACUCAAGCAGAAAGUCCUGAGACAUGUAAGCAGCGGCUGCCAGCUAAUGCUGACGAGCAAAAUGGAGGCGUUUUAAAAAGACAUUUAAGAUUCAACACUGGAGGUUUAAGAUUGGUACAGGCCUAUGUAUUUUAGUUGUUCUGUCUUUUGUCGACAAACCUAAAAUUGCCUAACAUGUGGGACUGAGAAAUGGUACAUCGGUGCUGUGCGCCGUCAAAAGGGACCAAGAGAGAAACAGCUGUCGCUGUCAAGGUCUAGCUGUAGCACAAGAACGGGACAACGUAUAGGCUACCUCGAAUGAAAGAGUUGUGAACCAGUGGGCACAUGCCUAGGCUAUGUUGAUAGUCUGGUUUGUCUUGAUCAAAUGGGACUAUUUGUAUGUUGCCAAUGAUACUGUCAUGCAAUAGGCUCUACUGCAUUAUGGAAGUGUAAAUUAUUUUUUGUUCGUCAGGUUGAUCCUGACCAACUUCUACAAUGUCACAUGUUUACGUUUUUUAUUGUUGUUUGUGCACUGUUUAUUUAAGUAAAAUUUGACAGAAAAUGUA
Molecule: messenger RNA, 1842 nt
Organism: Engraulis encrasicolus (European anchovy)
Lineage: Eukaryota; Metazoa; Chordata; Actinopteri; Clupeiformes; Engraulidae
Gene: junbb
Product: JunB proto-oncogene, AP-1 transcription factor subunit b
Exons: 1
Coding region: 390-1373 (327 amino acids)
Biological process (GO): regulation of transcription by RNA polymerase II; regulation of cell population proliferation; regulation of cell cycle
Cellular component (GO): transcription regulator complex
Molecular function (GO): DNA-binding transcription factor activity, RNA polymerase II-specific; transcription factor binding; RNA polymerase II cis-regulatory region sequence-specific DNA binding
Source: RefSeq, a predicted model, not a curated record